This is a messenger RNA of Struthio camelus australis, 4318 nucleotides long. RefSeq names its product CRK like proto-oncogene, adaptor protein (gene CRKL). Gene Ontology annotation, biological process: cell migration; positive regulation of ERK1 and ERK2 cascade; signal transduction. Gene Ontology annotation, molecular function: signaling adaptor activity; receptor tyrosine kinase binding. Lineage: Eukaryota; Metazoa; Chordata; Aves; Struthioniformes; Struthionidae. The record is from RefSeq and is a predicted model, not a curated record.
UACAAGACCCACUCCCUGGACACCCCCCCCCUCAUCGAGCCGGCGCCCAGGUAUCCAAGUCCACCCAUAGGAUCUGGAACUGCCCCUACUAUGUCUGCUGCAGAAGAAAAUGUGGAAUAUGUUCGGACUCUCUAUGACUUUCCUGGGAAUGAUGCUGAGGAUCUUCCAUUUAAAAAGGGUGAGAUACUCGUAAUUGUAGAGAAGCCUGAAGAACAGUGGUGGAGUGCCAGAAACAAGGAUGGUCGGAUUGGGAUGAUUCCUGUUCCUUAUGUAGAAAAGCUAGUCAGAUCUUCUCAUGGGAAGCAUGGAAACAGGAAUUCCAACAGUUACGGUAUUCCAGAGCCUGCCCAUGCUUAUGCUCAGCCUCAGACCACAAGUCCCCUUCCUUCAGUAUCCAGUACACCUGGAGCAGUGAUCAAUCCUCUGCCAUCAACACAGAAUGGACCAGUCUAUGCCAAAGCUAUCCAAAAAAGAGUACCCUGUGCUUAUGACAAGACUGCACUUGCGCUAGAGGUCGGAGAUAUUGUGAAGGUUACAAGGAUGAAUAUAAACGGUCAGUGGGAAGGAGAAGUCAACGGUCGAAAAGGGCUGUUCCCAUUCACGCAUGUCAAAAUAAUUGACCCUCAAAACCCAGACGAGAACGAAUGAUUCCCUUUGCCUGAUUCACACUGCUGCUUCAUUUUCCUGGCUAUCAUUAGCAUUGUUUGAGGUGGGAUGGUGACUUAAUGGCACAUUGCUAGCAUUGCCCAUUUUCCAGCUUGCUGCAGUUUGACAGUUCUUUUAAUAUACAUUUGGAAUACAUUACAGCUGAAGUCACUGCCUGACCUUCAUACCAUAGUUGCAUCAUCCAGAAUAUAGGUUCACUUUUAGAACUGUAUUGGGCCUUAAGCUGGAGAAGACUGAACCAUACAGGUAUAUAGGAGACACAUAUUGUGGGGGGAGGGGGGGAACCUUUCCUGUUGAGACUUCCAUGGACUUGUUCUGGCCUGCUCAGUAAGAAGAGCCCUGACCUUAGAUCAAACAUAAAACUUGUGCAUUACUGUUCAACAAAAAGCAACAACAAAAAUGCAAUUUUAGGUCUGAAGAAGACUUAGUUUUAAGAGAACUUGUCCUAAGGUAGUACAUUCAAGAUAAUGGUCUCUUUAAAGGACAAUAAUUGAAGCUUAUGUAUUCUAAGCAGUUAUAGUAGAAGCUGCUCUUUUGUGAUAACUUUUAAGCUUGUUGUUGACCUUCCUGAAACAGUGUGUGUUAAAUGCAAAUAACCAUUGAUUGAGCUGCGUUGAAGCCGAGGCAUUUAUUUAUAAGGAAACUUAGGAGGAGUUGAUAUUUUUAGCCUGUUAUUGACAUACUUAAGGCAUUUCUGUUGACUUUGCAAGCACUAAACGUAGAAAGCGAGCUUUAAAGGGAAACACUUAGGCCUGGUCUACACACAGCUCUUCUGCAAUGUUAAAGCAUAGUUUUACUAAAAUAGAACUGCUCAUCACCAAGCUGUUGCUUGGUGGACAGAUUGAUCAGAUUGCCAUGGUAUAGAGAGGUAGGAAAGGAGCGCUACAGAAGAAUUUGAUAAAUACUGAUAAAAUCCUCUUAUUUAAACAUAAAACCUUUUAUACCCAUUUCUCUUCAGGUUCCCUUCUCUCUCUAAAGUUUCCUAGGGAUGCCAGCCCCAGCUUGCUUAAGGCUCUUUCUCAAACACAGUACCUUUUUCCCCAGGGUGUCUCCAUGUCUCUGCUUCUUCUUGCUUGCUUGCAUCACAAACUGCUUGCAUGUUGCCAUCUGUUUCCCCCCUCCCAAAUGCUCUGGCUUAUAUCAGCCCCAGAUCCCUCCCACUCCCAGCAUCCCCUAAAAAGUGGUUAAUUGGAGUCAGCUGCUUGGGUUCCCCCAUAUGGUAAAUUUAGGCUCAGGUUGGAGGAAGCCACAAAGGUGUCCAUUACUAGUAUAAGCUUUUUUCUGUACUUCAGGUGUACUGCUGUAAUUGUAUCUACAGUAGGGAUUUAAAUGGCUGUAGCUGCAUGAGUACAGUUAAAACCCUGCAGCUUAAGUCCUUAACCUGCAUACGGGACAUAAAAGCUUAGGUGCAGUGGCAUCUUUUGCUGCCUUCCUUAAACAUGUUUUCUAGAUGAACUGGAAUGCUCUUUUAAAAAAUAAUUGAACACUGAAUUAACAGAACACGUGUAUGCAAAGACUGUACUUGCAAAACCUCCCUUUUCAAACAUCCUGGUUAAAGAAAAAUCUGUUGCCGAAGCUGACAGUAAAGCAGCUGCCCUGAUGCAUUCAUUUUUCAAUGUUUGAAGACUGUCAAUUGUAGCAAAAUGAAAAAGUACAGCUACUUGCAGAAUUUUACCAUUUGUUAUAUCAAAUUAUGUAGAACUUAUCUUAAGUUACAGCAUGUAUUCUUGUUGAUGUGGGUCUCUUGAUCCUAAUAAAAGCAAGUUGUUCUUACCUUCGUAUUGAAGUGCCAUGAAAUCCUUAAAUGGGAGGCACUGAAGAAAUGCAAAAACAGCAUUUACAAGAAGAGACUUAAAAUGCUGUUUUAAAGAAAAGUUCCUCAUUUCAUCUAUUAGCUGUUUUCUCUAGUGUUGAUCAAGUGGCUGACAGUCUCUAAGUUCUUGUAGAGCAUUUUACUGCCAAAUAAUUAACUGUGAAGUAGAGUAGCAUUGACUGAAGUGUUUGGUGCUGUAAGAAUAAUUAUUGACAAUAGGCAUUGCCAGUUUGUCUUGCAAUGAAAAGCUAUGCAGCUAUCUUAACUAAAUAAGGUCACUCUUAUUUCAUGCCCCAACUCCACCUAUAAGUAAGUUUACUACAUAGAUUGUACUACUGAAAGUCAUCUUGUGAAUACAGAAACUGCACUAAACUCAGUCUACUGCAGAGAAAUCUUGUUUCAGACCUGACCUAGUUAUAGGCAGCUGUUUUCAGAAGACUGAUUGUAGAAUUCUUCCUUUGCUUAUUAAAGUCCAUAAAUACUGUGAGAUGUGAGAUCUUGGACACAGCUUUUUAACUUGGAUUAUUUUCACUAAAAUAAAUGUCUUGAUGCUUUCCAAACAUUCAGUAGGGUAUACACUUUGAACACAAGCAUUGUUUUAAGUUUAAUUAACGUUCUGAUACUGCAGAAAAGCAAAACAUUUUCCUUCAAAACUAUGCAAAAUUUGUGUGUAGUGGCAUCUGACACAAAGAUAAGAAUUCUUAAAUUUCUGUGAACUGGUUUUGGGCCACUGAUGAGCAGUGUUUUUCUGGGUAGCAGAGGUGUGGUUCGCUGAUGUUACAUGUGGUUUAAAUGUAGCAUACUGAACAGGCUAAGCUGACUGUAAACUUGCAUCAAAAAAAAAUGCGUCCUUGCUCUUUUACUGUAAGACAAGUAUUUUGAUAUAAAGACUGCAUUUGAUCAGUCUGGGUUUCUCUUUGAAGGACUCUCUGGUUUCUCAAUCACUUCUGCUUGCUUAUGUAUGUGCUGUCUGUUACUUUAUGAAGCCUUUUAAAUUUGAGUGAUAACCUAUCAGUGUAAGUGUUCCUUGAGCGUAUAAGGUAUACUUGAUAUGAAGCAUGAGAGUCUAUCAAGUGAUGGCUUCAAUCUAUGCACCAUUAAAGUUGUUCAUGCUUUUGAACUAGCAGCUGGUUUAAUUACCUGGUGCCACAGCAGUUAACUAUCAUGAAAGAAAGGCUUACUGUUUGACUUCCUCCUGUUGUGUACAUGUGUAAAUAUACAUUGAAGCCUCUGACCAGUCGGAAAGUUUAAAUGAAAACUCUUUUAAUCAGUGUCCAUCACUGGAUAAGCGCUAACUUAAUUCAUGAUUGUUUACAAAUUGGGAAAGAAUAAACAAAAGGGAAUAUCCUGUUUGGGUUGGGGCUCUGAAGAGCCUGAGCAUUAUUUUUGUAAAGGGAAAAACAGCAUUCUUUGUGCCAUUUCAUGUGCCUGUAAUGUAAUUUUUUAUAUUGUAUUAACAUCCUGGGAAUGAGUGGGCUGCCUUUGUUUUCUAGUCAAGUUUUCAAGCAUUUUUCUCAAUACCUGCAUUUGAAAGUGAGACCCACCUAAAAGACUGCCUUUUGGGACCAGUGAAAGCAUUCUUUUGUAGUUGUCAUUUUCUGUUUACUAGUGUUAAAUGUGUUUUGAGGCAAGGAAACAAUUAUUGAAGUGGGAAAGGUGGCCUUGUAUUUGAGACAGUCUUCACUGUGUAAACUUUAAAACACAAUAUGUAAUUUAAAGACCAUGAACUUCAGGCAAUAAUAUUAAGUGUAAGCUUUUAAAGUUUAUUUUGGGGAUCAUAGCUUGUUUUAUUUUUUGUGCUAUAAAAUUAACAGUAUUAAAUGAAUUAUAUUCUUAGAA